Molecule: messenger RNA, 1515 nt
Organism: Penicillium manginii
Lineage: Eukaryota; Fungi; Ascomycota; Eurotiomycetes; Eurotiales; Aspergillaceae
Product: fungal specific transcription factor domain-containing protein
Exons: 3
Coding region: 1-1515 (504 amino acids)
Biological process (GO): DNA-templated transcription
Cellular component (GO): nucleus
Molecular function (GO): zinc ion binding; DNA binding
Source: RefSeq, a predicted model, not a curated record
AUGUCAAUCUUGCAAGAGAUCAAAUUUGUGCGAGAGAGUUUGCCUUCUCCGGAAUCUAACGCACUUGAUGGGACCCUCCAUUUUGAUGACGGUCCUGAUUUUGAUAUUAAUCUGAACAUGGGUCCAGGUGCUAGAUUUAGUAUCUCCGACGCGUUAACAUCUCUUCCGACGCAGCCUGUCUGUGACAUGCUACUGUCCAAAUAUUUCAACUCUCGUUACAUGGUCUUGGUGACUUGCUAUGACAAAGCAAGCCCAGCCAAUGACUCAACCCUGGGUCGACCUUCGGCGAUCCUCUUACAGCAAACUACCGCCCGGUGUUUGAUAUCUGGAGGAUAUGGAACUGCAAAAGAAUACUCGAUUGAGGCUUUGUUUCUCUAUCUACAAAGCAAGUUCAUGAAUGAGUCUAGCUCUACCACACAACUAUGGCUGGAGCUAGGAACCAUCAUCAGACUCGCACUUCGGAUGGGGUAUCAUCGCGACCCUGAUGGACUUCCAAGUAUCUCUGUUUUUGAAGGAGAGAUGCGAAGGCGUGUGUGGCUCAACAUAUUCCAAAUCGAUGCUCUGGUUUCAUUCCAGAUGGGGCUUCCGAGCAUGUUGCCCGCUGAAUACUGCGAUACAAAACCCCCAGGAAACUUUCACGAUACAGACCUUUCGACCGAUAUGGACCACCUUUCAAAUCCCCGGAGUCUUGAAGAGGCAACUCCAUUGAGAUAUGGCAUUGUCAAGUGCAGAAUUAUGAGCGUCUUUAAGAAAAUUGUCAGACACACACAGCCUCUUUCAUCGCCAGAGUACAUCACCACGCUUGCUCUUGAUAAGGAGAUGAAAAAUGCCUACGAGGGAAUUCCUGAUGUUCUGAAGCGAAGAAAUAUAUCGGACUCCUUCAUCGACGCUUCGGAUAUCAUUAUGGAGCGGUGCACAUUGGAACUACUCUACCUCAAGGGCAUCGUUGUCCUUCACCGACGAUACAUUCGACAUGAACCUCAUAGCCUCCAGUUCGAGCCCUCACGUCGAUUCUGUUUGGAAGCAGCGCUAGAAAUCCUCGCCCGUCAGGCCGAUAUCUACAAAGCGACCCUUUUCGGAGGGCGUCUCCACGAGGAAGCCUAUAUGGUGACCACCUUGACAGAGCAUGAUUUCCUUUUGGCUGCAAUGGUCGUCUGCUUAGAUCUCUCGGUGCAGAUGGAGUCAGAGAUACCUGAGAUCUCGAAUAUCGAGGGGAUUGAAAGCUUUACAGGGAAGAAAUACCAUGCCCUUCAGAUGUCACAGCAAAUAUGGGCAGCGAAAAGAGGUUCGCCAUCGCAGUCAGAUAUCGCUUCUAUGACACUAGACUUGAUGAUUAGAAAGGUAACGGAGAGACAAGCGAGCGUUCGAAAUUCGAUUUCCCUCGGCAAGGACCCGUGGAUGGGGGCUGGGCUGCCUUAUAUUCAAAUGGAAGGAAUGAUUGAUGGCUCCGAGGCUAUAGACUGGUCGCUCCUGGAUCAGCUUUUCCAGAACCAAGUUACGGAAGCAAUGCAAUGA